Perca flavescens (yellow perch) is the source of this 3501-nucleotide messenger RNA. It is a transcript of the gene aspg, whose product is annotated as asparaginase homolog (S. cerevisiae). The record is from RefSeq and is a predicted model, not a curated record. Lineage: Eukaryota; Metazoa; Chordata; Actinopteri; Perciformes; Percidae. The coding region runs from base 372 to 2357 and encodes 661 amino acids. Gene Ontology annotation, biological process: amino acid metabolic process. Gene Ontology annotation, molecular function: asparaginase activity; protein binding. The transcript has 18 exons.
AUGGACGCCUGGCCAUAUCGCGUCCCGUCCAUCAACUUUGUUAACUUUGAAACCCGAAACCACCCCCAAAGCACUGACGUCAGAGUGGACGCUGGCCAUCGGCGUUUCAAGGGCAAAAUAAUAGAGAGGAGGGGUCCUAGAUAAGAGAAGACUUAAGUACUGUAGGCUACAAGUGUACAAUCAAAACGAUGGUACCGACCUCUGUUUAAUACAUCCCAUGAUAACGAUGGAAGCUGCAGUUCUGUAUAAAAGCCCGAAGAAACGGUACCUUCUUUCAACGUUGCAGCACUAGCUUGAAGACCACUGGUUUUUUUCAACACUAGCAACACGCGCUUUUAAAGGGGCAGCACCGGGCUCACUUGUAAGUCAUCAUGGCGGAUUCCAGCAACCACAUUACACGCCUGUCCCGGGCUUUAUCACAGCCUACACUCAAAUUGGCCGAAUGUAACGAUGUUAGUCCUGCGAGAACGAUUCCGCUGCAUCCAUGCCGAAGGAGAAUGUUAUCGAGCUGCACCUCGAUCGAGUGCAUUGAGCCGGUGACUUCUUAUAUCGAGGCGCGAGUCCUGGUUAUCAACACCGGAGGAACCAUCGGGAUGACUCUUCAUGAUAAUGGGCUUGCCCCACAAGCCAAUGCAUUUGUGAAGAACCUACGCAAGUUGCCCUUCUUCCACGAUGAGAAGUAUGCCCAGGAGACCGGCCUGUUUGAGUACUAUGGAGAUGAGACACUGGUCUUGCCGAGGCCAACGCCCCAUGCUGACAAUCUAUUUCAUGGGCUGAGUAAAAACAAGAGGAUAGUCUACACUAUUUUAGAGUACGACCCUUUGCUGGACUCCUCUAAUAUGACCACAGAAGACUGGGCUAAAAUCGGAAAGGACAUCGAGAAAAACUAUGAAAGCUAUGAUGGUUUUGUGAUCCUCCAUGGCACAGACACUAUGGCUUACACAGCCUCUGCCCUGUCCUUCAUGUGUGAACAUUUGGGCAAACCGAUCAUUGUCACUGGAUCACAGGUGCCGAUCUAUGAGAUGAGAAAUGAUGGCAGAGACAACUUUCUGGGGGCGCUGCUGAUUGCUGGCCAGUUUGUCAUUCCUGAGGUGUGCCUAUAUUUUUACAACAAACUCUACAGAGGGAAUCGUUCGACCAAGGUGGAUACUGGGAGUUUCAAUGCAUUCGCCUCUCCUAACUUGACCCCUUUGGCCACUGCUGAAGUGGACAUUACAAUCAACUGGGAUACGGUGUGGAGGGCAAACACCACCGCAAAGUUUCAAGUCAGCCCUGAGCUGAACAGGAACGUGGGCCUGCUCCGGCUGUUCCCAGGGAUCACCGCUGCUACUGUAAGGGCUUUCCUUCAGCCGCCCAUGGAGGGUGUGGUCCUGGAGACCUACGGCAGUGGAAAUGCCCCCGAUAACCGAAAAGACCUGUUGGAUGAGCUGAAGGAGGCCACCGACCGUGGUGUCAUCAUCAUGAACUGCACCCAGUGUCUGAGGGGGACCGUGUCUGCAUCUUACGCCACUGGCACGGUAUUGCUGGAUGCAGGGCUGUUACCUGGCAGUGACAUGACUCCAGAGGCUGCCCUUUCAAAGCUGUCCUACGUAUUGGCCAAGAAAGACAUAAGUCUUGAUGCUAAGAAAAAGAUGAUGGCUCGGAACCUGCGAGGUGAGAUGAGUGCUGACUUAGCAGGAGCCAAGCUGUGUCUGAGAGACAGCCGUUUCAUCCAGGCCAUCGCCAAGUCUCUUAGCAUCAGUUGCAAGGAGGAGCUGGAAGCCAUCCGUGAUGCCCUGACUCCCCCACUGGCAUGUGCUGCUGCUAAGAACGGAGACAUAGAGGCCUUGGAAGCCCUAAAGGAAAUGGGCAGUAACUUGUGUCUGGGUGACUAUGAUGGACGUACACCCCUACAUGUUGCCGCCUGUGAGGGCAACCACAAAGUGGUGGAGUACCUACUGGGUCUUGGAGCAUCAGUCUAUGCUAAAGAUCGCUAUGGGGACACACCCCUAAGCAACGCUGUACGCUUCAGGAACAAGGAGGUUGUGAAGCUGCUGAGAAAGACUGGAGCCCACUUCUCCAAAGAUGAGUUGGAUGAAGCCGGAACCGAACUGUGCAGCCUGGCAGCCAGCGCUGACCUGGAUGGCCUGGAAAUCUGGAGUCUUGCCGGAGCUGAUCUGAAUAAACCAGGCUACGAUGGACGGGCAGCAAUUGGAGUGGCCCAGGCUGUUGGCAAUCAGAAAGUGGUGGCAUUUUUAGUUCAACUCCUGAGCAAAAAAGCCAAGACAGUAUUUGGUCAAUUUAAUGAGUAUGAUGAAGAUGAUGAUGAGGAGGAGAACGAAGUGAUCAAAUUCAUAGCCACCCCGACAGGACUGUGAGCUGAAUCUACCUUGACCAACAGGAAUCGUCCUCUGACUGUUUGACUGUCACCCCCCCCCCGCCCCUUCCAAAGCCGUCCUCUACACACCGUCCACUGUCACAGACUUGCUCUCACUUUGAAUGUUGAAAUACUUUUUAAGGCCAUCGCUGCUUACAGUGUUUCCCUCCAAACCCAUUGAUUGCACAACAUUGUGUAAUCACUGUUUUAAGUGCGAACUGAUCACGAAGGGCGACACUAAAUGUGUGUAUAUGUUUUAUUGUUGCACAGUAGUAUAUGUAAUAGGAAACCUACCAUCCUGAAUGUGAAGGUCUAAUCAGGGAUUAAGGGUGAAACUCACCUGAGCUGUUUUAACAUGGAGAGUGCUGAAAGCUCCCAUUACUCCUCCAACAGUGAAGGAGGCUUGCUAAAUUACUUUAUGAAGUAAUGUCUCUUGCUAUAGCAAUAUAUUCAUGUUAUCUGAAACUACAGUGAACAUUCACAAAUUGUAUUUGUAAUGCUUAUUUUUACAUUGAGAUGCUGGAAAGUAUCAUGUAAACCAAUGGAAAUAAUCAUUUAUUAUCUGGUGUGUUAUCCAAGUGUAGCACUUGUCCACCGCUCCGGAAACGGAGCUCUUCAUUUCCUGUUCAAACAGGUACUACAAAAACCUAUAGUUACCUUUCAAACUCAUCCAGCCUGUUUCUUUCACUGAUUACUAAGCUGGAAAAGUUGCAUAUCUCACUUUUGAAAUGGAAAAUCAGACUAUUGUGUGAGUCAAUUGAAGACCAUUUCAGUGUUACAUUUUGUAUUUUGAAUGUCUUCUUUUAGUCUUUUCCGUCCACGAUCACAAACAAAUGACUUGGUUCACUCUCCUUAUCUUUGUUGUGUAUCGAGUAAACCGUGUUAAACACAGCUACUCUUGUUUUGUUUUUUAAAAGUUGAUUAUAUCAAUAUAUGCCAGUUUUUUUGUACACUUUAAUGUUAACCCAUUCUAAACCUCUGUGAUUAAUAUGACUUUAAAGAGCAAAAAAAUUGAAAGGACUUCAAAUUGUUCCUGCUGUUACCAAUGCAGUUAUUUUACUACUGUUGUAUUGCAAAAGAGUGUGUAUGUGUGUGUGUUCUUCCUCCUGUGAAAAAAAUAAUAGCAACAGAAAUAAAUCUCUAGU